GAAAUUCAACUCUAUGGUACAUUAUCUACCAAAGUGCUACCAAACUACUAAUAAAAAUCAUAUUUUGAGAAAGCGUACCGCUUAUCGUUCGUGCGUGUACUUUUUCAAGUAUUGCGUUACUGUUAAUUUAUUGUUCUAUAUUACUACUUUAAUUUAUUAAAACAUGUGUAUGAACUCUUGAUUUUCAGAGAUAAUUUGUAAAAAACGUGAGCAAGAUGGUGUCUACGAGGCAGAUGAGUAGUGUGGUGGGAAGCAGUGGAAAUAACGAUGGUGCAGGUCCAUCCCACGCGGAGCCUGUGGCUGUGUCACGCGUAACUCGACAUUCAAGCGCUUUGCUCCCUGGCGGAUCGUCACCGCACGCUUCAUCUUCUAAAUGCACAACCAUCGUGCCAGUUCCAAAAGCGUAUACUACGAAUAUGCUUGAUCUUCCUAUUGAAGUUAUUGAAAAAAUUUUUGGCUACUUGGGUUUCAAAACUGUGUCACAUCUAAGAAUGGUGAAUCGCCAGUUAAAUACAAUAUGUAGUUCAAUUUUGAAUUCUACAUUUCAACGAUUACAAAAUCAAAUGUUGCAUAGAUUUCAAUCCAUCAAAGCAAAAAUGCCACGCAGAGAAAGUGCUCGCCGAAGUCACCCACUUGCUUGUGAAUCUGAUAUUAUUGAAACUCUACAUAUGAGAUUAACUUUGUUGCAAAUGACUUUUGGAAAGCAUAUUGAAAGGAAACAUUGCUGUUUUUUUCCAGGCGAGAUAUUGGAUGAAGUUUACAGUAUUCUAUCUUACCUAAAGACAACAACGAAAUUGGCUAGACCUUAUAAAGUUACUGAUGAACUAUUUGACUUGACAACAAUGGCUAUGGAAUAUUUCAAAGAACACAUUGAACCUAAUCUACCUGAGAUUACAUAUUUUGGUACAGAUUUCUUCGAUAUUACUACAGCGUUUUCUCCGGGUGAAAGCAGUAAGUCCUACAUUUGCUUGGAUUCACCGCCGCCGAGCGGAUUCGAGCAGCAGCAGCAGGGUGCUUGUGCUAUAGGGGAUCGACGUGUGUCCUCUCUGAACAUGUACAUGGAGGAAAGUCUACCGCCAUCUCCGCCUCCUCCGCAGAGCAACAUGGUACUCAGGAAAAGGAUACAUCGGAUUAAGCAAGGGAUGAAAAAAUACAAUGACCAACUUUCAGCAUUACGUAGUGAUCUAAGGAGUUGUAAACGUAAGACAGCUUUGCAACAGAAACAAAUAGCAGAGCAGCAGAAACAGAUAGCUGAACAACAGAAACAGACUCUUGAGUAUGCUAAUCGGUUAGAUGACUAUGAUAAAAAGAAUGAGGAGACAAGCCGAAAAUUUCAAACUCUAUUACAGGAGUUGAAUAAGUGUAAGACAGAGCUGCAGUACUGGCGGUCGCGAUCACCGGCGGUGCCGCCGCUGUGCGCCGAGUGUGGAGCAUCGCUGCGAGUAUCGCCUGCCGCCUCACUCGCACAGUGGGCAGCCGGCAGCAGCGUGGAGGCGACGGAGGCGGAGGCAGUGGCGGUAGCUAGCGGCAGCGGCGCGGUCGCCCCCGAUACUAAUAUCGAGUUGCAUUCGCCCGCUACCGCGCUAUCCCACAACAGCAAGCCGACCGCUACCACGGUGCCACAUAACAACAAACCGGCCGUUACUGCGCUGCCUCCCAACAACAAACCCGAGACGGGUGACGAAGCCCCCGCACCGCCUGCACGCCGCCGUGCUUCCGACGAUGCCCCCGCCUCCACCACCACCCCCGACCGCAAGAAACGUCGCUUCACUCGCCCCCGGAAACUUUGAGUGCGACCCCGUCAAGUCGCCCCCACAUCUGAUGUCGCUCAGCGAAAACGAUUUUUACCUACGCGCUGCCCCAUUCGGGUGAAGUAGGAAAUAUGCUUCUUUAUCCAAAUCUGCGUUUCUCCUCCUGUGAACCUGUGGAAAAUUGUAAUAAUAAGUAUGCAUUUGUGGAAAUUU
Diatraea saccharalis (sugarcane borer) is the source of this 1964-nucleotide messenger RNA. The record is from the annotation of a GenBank genome assembly. Lineage: Eukaryota; Metazoa; Arthropoda; Insecta; Lepidoptera; Crambidae.